This is a messenger RNA of Nothobranchius furzeri (turquoise killifish), 702 nucleotides long. NCBI's taxonomy places the organism in Eukaryota, Metazoa, Chordata, Actinopteri, Cyprinodontiformes, Nothobranchiidae. The record is from RefSeq and is a predicted model, not a curated record.
AUGGCAGCAGCGGCUCAGCGUAGGAAAACCUACCACGAUCAGCGGGUCAAAAGCUCCCCUCUGGCUGAGGGCCAGCAGGUGCUACUGCGGCAACAUGGCAUAAAGGGUCGGCAUAAGAUCCAUGAUCUGUGGAGCCCAGUGAUACAUUUGGUGGUGAAAGCACCAAAGGAGGGAAGCCCAGUGUAUGGAGUGGCACCAGUGGAGGAUCAGACCAAGGUCAGACAUGUUCAUCAUAGCAUGUUUAAGCCACUGGUAGGAACCACUCCACUGGAGAACACUGCUCCCCCUCCACGGUUGUCUGUCCAACAGGAGGAUGAAGGGGAGCUCUCAAUGAAUAGUGACCUUGAUGAGGGUGACCUUUUUGUUUUGGAAUUCCAGGAUUAUGCGACAGUCCCGACACCGACCACCACAGUGGAUCAGGUUACACUGGGGGCACCGAGGGCAGAAGCACAUCCAGCUCCCACAGUGGUGAGUCCCACAGGGCCCACAGAGUCUGAGUUAAUGGUGACCCAAGCCGCCCCACUUGUUUCGCAACCUACGCCAGUUGCCCAUUGCCCUGCAGUAACUGAAACUAAUGUCCGGCGAACUCAGAGGCGCACUGCUGGACGGCACUCCAACCUCCACCACCUCCCUAGACCAGUAGAAGGGUCAGAGCAACAAGCUGAGCCCCUGACUGCGGACAUAUCAGGUAUAGGUGGAUAG